Molecule: messenger RNA, 5150 nt
Organism: Homo sapiens (human)
Lineage: Eukaryota; Metazoa; Chordata; Mammalia; Primates; Hominidae
Gene: SMARCE1
Product: SWI/SNF related BAF chromatin remodeling complex subunit E1
Exons: 11
Coding region: 92-1327 (411 amino acids)
Biological process (GO): positive regulation of DNA-templated transcription
Cellular component (GO): nucleus; npBAF complex; nBAF complex
Molecular function (GO): RNA binding
Source: RefSeq, marked reviewed
CAAAGGGAAGCGAAGCCGGAGCUGCGGGCGCUUUUUCUGCCCGCGGUGUCUCAGAUUCAUUCUUAAGGAACUGAGAACUUAAUCUUCCAAAAUGUCAAAAAGACCAUCUUAUGCCCCACCUCCCACCCCAGCUCCUGCAACACAAAUGCCCAGCACACCAGGGUUUGUGGGAUACAAUCCAUACAGUCAUCUCGCCUACAACAACUACAGGCUGGGAGGGAACCCGGGCACCAACAGCCGGGUCACGGCAUCCUCUGGUAUCACGAUUCCAAAACCCCCAAAGCCACCAGAUAAGCCGCUGAUGCCCUACAUGAGGUACAGCAGAAAGGUCUGGGACCAAGUAAAGGCUUCCAACCCUGACCUAAAGUUGUGGGAGAUUGGCAAGAUUAUUGGUGGCAUGUGGCGAGAUCUCACUGAUGAAGAAAAACAAGAAUAUUUAAACGAAUACGAAGCAGAAAAGAUAGAGUACAAUGAAUCUAUGAAGGCCUAUCAUAAUUCCCCCGCGUACCUUGCUUACAUAAAUGCAAAAAGUCGUGCAGAAGCUGCUUUAGAGGAAGAAAGUCGACAGAGACAAUCUCGCAUGGAGAAAGGAGAACCGUACAUGAGCAUUCAGCCUGCUGAAGAUCCAGAUGAUUAUGAUGAUGGCUUUUCAAUGAAGCAUACAGCCACCGCCCGUUUCCAGAGAAACCACCGCCUCAUCAGUGAAAUUCUUAGUGAGAGUGUGGUGCCAGACGUUCGGUCAGUUGUCACAACAGCUAGAAUGCAGGUCCUCAAACGGCAGGUCCAGUCCUUAAUGGUUCAUCAGCGAAAACUAGAAGCUGAACUUCUUCAAAUAGAGGAACGACACCAGGAGAAGAAGAGGAAAUUCCUGGAAAGCACAGAUUCAUUUAACAAUGAACUUAAAAGGUUGUGCGGUCUGAAAGUAGAAGUGGAUAUGGAGAAAAUUGCAGCUGAGAUUGCACAGGCAGAGGAACAGGCCCGCAAAAGGCAGGAGGAAAGGGAGAAGGAGGCCGCAGAGCAAGCUGAGCGCAGUCAGAGCAGCAUCGUUCCUGAGGAAGAACAAGCAGCUAACAAAGGCGAGGAGAAGAAAGACGACGAGAACAUUCCGAUGGAGACAGAGGAGACACACCUUGAAGAAACAACAGAGAGCCAACAGAAUGGUGAAGAAGGCACGUCUACUCCUGAGGACAAGGAGAGUGGGCAGGAGGGGGUCGACAGUAUGGCAGAGGAAGGAACCAGUGAUAGUAACACUGGCUCGGAGAGCAACAGUGCAACAGUGGAGGAGCCACCAACAGAUCCCAUACCAGAAGAUGAGAAAAAAGAAUAAGUGUUGCCUUGUUUUGUGUGUUCUAAAUACUUUUUUUAAUGAAAAAAUGUUUUUUGGUUUUAAUGGUGUUACGUGGUUUGUGUAUUAAUUUUUUUUCUUGUCCAUAUCACACCACCAAAGGCUUUUGGACCAUUUAGCAUCAUGAGCCUAAUGGCUCAGUCAGUCACCUUUCUUAAGUGUUGUGAAGAUGGCUCUUUUCUUUGGAUCUUGUUUCUAGCCCUCAACUGCUGAAAGCCUCAGAAUUUAGAUUAAUUGAGAAAACACCCACCUCUUUUAGAGAAUUAUCCUUUGAUGCUGCAGAAUCUACUCUUACAAUGCCUUCCUACAGCUCACUGGGGUGCUUACCAAAGCCAUAGCUUUAAACCUUCCCAGUCCCCAUCAGUAGCUUCCUGAAAGUCUCCUCUCUUGUUUACUUCUGCAAAGGGUAGCUUCUUAAAAACGUGAUCAUGUAUGAGUAUGUAUUUGUUCACUUACCCUUUUUUACUUUUAAUCAAUGUCAGAUACCAAGAGUUGUGUUAAGCUGAGUGUAGUGUGUAACUAACUACACUUGGAUCUUACUGAUCCAGAAAUAGUCCCCAUAGUUAGAGUAGUUACUUAUGAAGUGGUUAUUAAAGUGAACACAGCACAUAUACAUUAUCUAUACUGCUUUUUGUUAUGAUUAAUACUGGGUAUGUUCUGGUAAAUCCAUCCUUAUUGUAUAGAAAAAAAAUUACUUUUUUACCAGGUUUUCCAAAGACAGAAUAGAUCACAAAGCUCAAGGAAUUUAAUAUUCUUGUAAUGGACUAGAUAAUUCAAACUGAUUAGCCCAUUCCAGAAGAAAAACAGCUGGGAAUUAAGUUAAUCCACUUGAAAUUGUUUUACAAUAAUCAGAACAUCCAAACCUCAAGGCUCAGGAUCCCAUAGACCAGAGCCCACCUUUUUGAUAAACUUAGUAAAGUCUUGGAGACUAGAAGCAAGAUAGUUUGUGACACAUAAGCUUCCCAAAAACUAGAAUAGAUUUUUACUGAAUAGUGGUAUAUCUGAUGGUAUAUGUUUCUUAAAGGUCCAAAUGUAAUAAAAAAAAAAAUGAAAAAAAGGUCUCAGUGUUUUUAAUGCACUACAUAUUUGUAUGCAAGACAAGCAUCCAGUUUUUUUCUGUAAUGCAGUGACAGUGUGGAAUGACCACUCAGCCAUUAUAAAUUUGUGUACUCAGGGCCCUUGUCUCACCCAACUAUCUCUAUAAACUGCUGCAGUAGCUUAUUUGUACAAGACACUUGUGAAAAUCAGUUUUCUUACAUUAUAGUCAUUGUCACAUAUGGAAGUUGGUCUUUGAUUCCAAAAGUAAAGGGAAUAUGUUUCUACAUUAACAGGAAUAUGGAGAAAUCUGUAACGUUUGAAUUAUCUUUGAAAGAAUGGCUAAAUGAUAAAUGUUAAGUCCUGUGCCUAUAUGGAGAGGACUCUGUACCAGCAUGAGUUAAUUUAAGUGGAUUCACUGCUAUUCAGUUCAUAGCACAUUAGUGACUAGGAAUGUGUGUUCAGCCUCCUGAGAGAGGAGGGGAGGAAGCUUGAUACUGGGUGGAAACAACUCUUGACAUCUGUUUCCUUGUGUGUCAAAGAACGAAUUUGUAUCAAAUAGAUCUGUUUUGAGCUUUGGCCAUUAUUUGGCUAAGAACUUCAGCCAUCUCAUCUCAGACAAAUUGGACAGCCUCUUUGAUACAUUUUCUAGUAGUCAAAAUGGGGCAGAUGUAGUUUAAUAUGGGUGGAAAACUGCCCCAGCAAGAUACCAGGUUAUUUACUGUGGUAUCGAAAGCUCUAAGAGAAUGGAAGUGGUUCUUUUGCCCGGCUGGAAAUAGCAGUGGGAAGACAAGUCUAUCCAGACCAAGCCUGUCCAUACAACACUGGCAAUCAGUUGAUGAGGGAAUUAAGUCAGAUGGGAGACGUCUCAAUCUGUCGCCCAGGUUGGAGUGCAGUGGUGGCGAUCUCAGCUCACUGCAACCUCCACCUCCCAGGUUCAAGCAAUUCUCUCUGCCUCAGCCUCUAGAGCAGCUGGGAUUACAGGCUCUCGCCACCAUGCCCGGUUAAUUUUUGUAUUUUUUAGUAGAGAUGGGGUUUCACCAUGUUAGCCAGGCUGAUCUUGAACUCGUGACCUCAGGUGAUCCGCCUGCCUCAGUCUCCCAAAGUGCUGGGAUUACAGGCGUGAGCCACUGUGCCCGGCCUCAGUUGGGAUUUGACAGCUCUGAACCUCAGCAGGGGAAGAUUGAUGUAAAAAUCCACUUGGUCAGAGUGAUAUAUGUAGACUUGAUGUUUGAGAUGGUUCUCAGUUUAGAGAAUGUGGGAUAUGGUAGAGGUCUUUGUUUUUUUCCCAUGUCCCAAAAGGUGCUGGGCAAGUAGCUUGAACUCGAGCCUGUUUUAAUUAUAAAAUAGAUCAAACUGCUCUUUCUUGGUGCCCUUACUGCUCCUUGAUUUUUAGUGCAUUUAUUUUGAGUAUGAAUGCAUAAAGUCUGAGGGCCUAAAUUUUGUUAAUUUUUUUUAACAAAUGGGAGAGGGGAAUCCUCGAUAGUCACCCAAUUUUCCUUUUUUUUUGAGACAGUCUGACUGUUGCCCAGGCUGGAGUGUAAUGGCGCCAUCUCGGCUCACUGCAACAUCCAGCUCCUGGGUUUCAGCAAUUCUCCUGCCUCAGCCUCCUGAGUAGCUGGGAUUACAGGCGCCCGCCACCACGCCCGGCUAAUUUUUGUAUUUUUAGUAGAGACAGGAUUUUGCCAUGUUUGCCAGCCUGGUCUCGAACUCUUGACCUCCUGAUCCACCCUCCUCUGCCUCCCAAAGUGCUGGGAUUACAGGCGUGAGCCACCGCGCCCAGCCCCAUAGUCCCCCAAUUUUCUAACAGUUUUAAAUUCUGUAACUUCUCCUGUCUGUAAACAAGGCUGUCUUUUCAAAUGGCUCUCCUACAGGAUGUGAUAAUUAUCUAUUCUAUAAAGCCGAGGUUUGGAGAGGUAAAUAGCUAUUUCACAUUAACACAAUAAUGUCAAUGCCCUAUGGAAAAGAUAAAAUACUUGGACUAUAUUUUAAAGGGGAAUCUGGGGUCAUGCAUAUUGAAGUUUAACUAGAUCCCUCCAGAUUUUUGGUUUUGAUCCUACACAUUUAGAUACUAGUUUUGGAUUUUAGACAGUUGGUGCUGACAGUGUGAAACUCCUAUUGCCUGCAGUUAAAUUGAAGCUUUGGUUUCUCGUGAACAGGCAGUGAAGCUGGUAUUAUACUUUAAGUCCUCAUUUCAGAAAUAGUUUCCCUCCACCCCCAAGCACUACCACACAUGGUCUCCCCACCUGGUUUCAGCUAGUGCAUUAGUUUUAUCUUGUUUUUUACCGCUGGGCAAACCUUGCUGGAACAACAACUGACUUCAUGAUUUGCACAUUUGGAGGGCUUAACGUCUUUGCAAAUGAAAAAUCCACUGUACAAUAACAAGCUCAAAGGAACUCGGAGCCUUUUUAGAAGAAAUCGUGCUGAAUUAUAAUGUGGCUUACUGCAAUAAUGUUUCUUUGAUCAGGAUGGAAAGGAAAAUACUGAGUUUAGCAGAAAACGAUGUCUAAAUGUAUUUGUAAUGAUACAAUUGUUUAUAAAUGUUUUACUAUUAGGUUGAACCAUAAGAAAUUGCCAGUGUACAAUUUCAUCUACAAAAUGACUGGCUUAACCUAAAUUCUGCAUUUUAUACUCCAAGAAUAAGCUCUUCGUGGCAGCUUUCUAAGUGUGAAAUGAUGGAACUUUCUAUUUGCCAGAAUGACCUACACUUCUCUAAUAGUUUAUCUCAUAUUGUUAGCCAAACGCUGAUUAAAAUGCAAAUUUCAAACUA